Molecule: messenger RNA, 3481 nt
Organism: Anguilla rostrata (American eel)
Lineage: Eukaryota; Metazoa; Chordata; Actinopteri; Anguilliformes; Anguillidae
Gene: csnk1g2b
Product: casein kinase 1, gamma 2b
Exons: 12
Coding region: 935-2287 (450 amino acids)
Biological process (GO): peptidyl-serine phosphorylation; signal transduction; positive regulation of canonical Wnt signaling pathway
Cellular component (GO): plasma membrane; nucleus; cytoplasm
Molecular function (GO): protein serine/threonine kinase activity; ATP binding
Source: RefSeq, a predicted model, not a curated record
ACGAUUUUCUCCAGGGGCACUUGGAUUUUUAUAUCACUCCCUAUUCUCAAAACGAGAUACGCCGGUUUUACAGCGUAGAGUCGGCAAUGGGAGUUGGGAAGGCGCUUGGUGCUUGCUUGCUGGCUAGGGAGGCUUAAAGAGACAACAGCAAGACAGAGCGAGGGAGAAGGAGAUGAAAUCACGAGAAUAACUGUAAAUACCGGCAAAAUGGGAAUUCGCGCACUUUAGAAGAACACCCCGGACAGCCAUCCUUUAAAAACAGAGAGGUCCUGGAGUCCUGGAAUUACCCAGAGGUCAUCGCUGCUCGUCGCUGUCUGCCACCACCGCCGCCGCCGCUGCUGCUGCUACUACUGCUACCGCCAUCCGUCGACUCCGCCCUGCUGACGGGACUCGAGGAAUGUCUGCCGCGCUACCACAGGCUGGCCAGGAGGAGGCGAUGUGGCGCACGGGCGGGAGCAGCCAGGCGGCGCUGUGGGCCCACUAGCCGAGACCCGCGUGCGUGGCGCGUGGCGUGUGCGUGUUUCCGCGUGUGUGUGCGUGCGUGAGCGAGCGUGUGCGUGUGCGUGCGUGACCGCGCGCUACCUGCUCUGUCUGAGGCAAAGGCAUGCUACUCUGACAGAGGGAUCCGCUGAAGAAGAGAGGAGCGAGAAGAGAGGAGAAGAUCACCCCCUCGAGGAGCGCCCGCGGGAAGAAAGACAGACGGACGGAAGAAGAGAAGGAAAGGAUAACCUUCACCUCCACUGCUGCCGCCUUUCGGUUUUUAAACUUUUUUGUUUUUUUAAUGCACUGUUGCGUGCGCGCCUAUAGGGGGAGCCCCCUCCUCUGUGUGUAGCGCUCCCUCCCUCCCUCUGCGGCGCCCUCUGCUGGUAGUUUCGGUGGCUGUGAUUUGCAUGGCAGCGGAGUAACCGUGGAGAGGCCGGGCUACCACAAGCUUAUGGAUUUUGAGAAGAGAGGGAAGGGAGAGGCCGAGGAGGGUAAGAGGAUGUCCAAGGCGGCCGGGAGCCGGACUGGACACGGGGGCCGGGGCACGGGGACCAACUCCGGGGUGCUCAUGGUCGGCCCGAACUUCCGUGUGGGGAAGAAGAUCGGCUGCGGGAACUUCGGCGAGCUGCGGCUCGGCAAGAACCUCUACACCAACGAAUAUGUGGCCAUCAAACUGGAACCCAUUAAGUCCCGAGCUCCCCAGCUACAUUUGGAAUAUCGGUUUUACAAACAGUUGGGAAAUUCAGAGGGCGUCCCUCAGGUGUACUACUUCGGUCCGUGCGGGAAGUACAACGCCAUGGUCCUGGAGCUGCUGGGGCCCAGCCUGGAGGACCUGUUCGACCUCUGCGACCGCACCUUCUCCCUCAAGACCGUCCUCAUGAUAGCCAUACAGCUGAUAACGCGGAUGGAGUUCGUUCACACCAAAAGCCUGAUAUACCGGGACGUGAAGCCGGAGAACUUCCUGGUGGGCCGACCGGGGAGCAAGAGGCAGCACACCAUCCACAUCAUCGACUUCGGGCUGGCCAAAGAGUACAUCGACCCGGAGACCAAAAAGCACAUUCCCUACCGGGAACACAAGAGCCUGACGGGCACCGCGCGAUACAUGAGCAUCAACACACACCUGGGGAAAGAACAAAGCAGAAGAGAUGACCUGGAAGCUCUGGGUCACAUGUUCAUGUACUUCCUGCGAGGAAGCCUUCCGUGGCAGGGCCUGAAGGCAGAACCGCUGAAGAGCUUUUCAGAAAUAGGCGACCUCUCUACCCAUCAUGGGAAGUCACUGCCAUUAUCCUGUCCUUUCCUACCUGCAGAGGAAAUGGCCACCUACCUGCGCUACGUGAGGAGACUGGACUUCUUCGAGAAGCCCGACUACGACUACUUGAGGAAGCUCUUCACCGACCUCUUCGACAGGAACGGCUACGUGUUCGACUACGAGUACGACUGGGUGGGCAAGCCGCUGCCAACCCCGAUUGGCCCCAUCCCCAGUGACACGCCCCUUCAGCCCAGCAGCAGAGACAAAGCACAACAGCAGACCAAAAACCAGUCUCCUGAACCCAAAGGAAGCGAAUCUCAGCCCACUCCAGUGACCAAUAGGGAGCUUCUGGGGUCACAUCUCACAGCCGAUAGGCUGGGGGGGUCUGUGCAGGUAAUGAGCUCGACGAACGGGGAGCUGAACACGGACGACCCCACCGCCGGACACUCCAACGCCCCCAUCACCGCCCCGGCCGAGGUGGAGGUGGCCGACGACACGAACUGCUGUUGUUUCUUCAAGAGGAGGAAGAGGAAAGCACUUCAGCGGCACAAGUGAGGAAGAGGAAGAGGCCACGUCACGGAAGAGAACUCGAAACUUUGUGGUCACCGUCGAGUUUUAAACGGACGCUCACGGACCACCCACCCCCCUCUUUCUGACUUUGCAUUGGGGUUGCCCCCCGACCCCCCCUCUGGUGACACGCAGGAAGGAACGUUAUUGUCCCUCCCUGAUUGGUCAAGUUGGGUCAAGCAACAGACUGUGGUUCCUUUUUUUUUUUUUUCUUUUUUUUUUUUUUUUUUAAAAACAAAGAAAAAUAAAGAAACUCAAGUACAUACCGAAAAUGGGGGAUGCAGUAAAAAAUAAAAAAUAAAAAAAAGGAAAAGAUAACCGUAACUAUGACGCCCGGAAUACCGUGGCGUGAACAUUUAAAAAAAACAAAAAAAAAAAAAAAAAAAAAAAAAAAAGAUACUGUUUGAAACAGUUGUUGUAUCCUAGAUUCCAUACAGAACAUUAAAACUGUACGCCAGCCGUUUGAUCUGGACAGAAACGCAUGGAGAGGUCGAGUGAAAGAAGCGUGUUCCUUAGAUAUAGUGCUUAUUUGUGGGAUCAAGGUGAAUGAGAGGGGCGAGAGUGAAGUGUAGUAACGAUAACCCAAGAAUCAGUGAGAAAAACAGCAGGACACAUUUCAGCUAAACCACGUCUGGAGGAUUUUUAUCUCAGUUCAUUGCCCCCCCCACCCCCCACCAGGUUUUGUAAAAUCCCUUACGUUGUUUUCAAGGUUGGCUCUCCCUCUGCUGAAACAAGAUUUUACUCAUGUUGUAGUGUUCAGGAUUUUUUGUUUUGUUUUUCCUAAAAAAAAAAAAAAAAAAAUUUCUUGUUUGUUUUUUUCUUUUUUUUUUCCCUCCCUGUUACUAUGGACUUUGUAGCACAGUCAAUGGCCUCAGGUACUGUGGAAGAUUGAGAGAAACACUCAUUAAUUUCUCUUUAAAUUGCACUUUGGGAAAAACAGAAAACGGUGGAAUUCUGGACUUGAAAUACACAAACAAACAGAACUUAAUAAAGACUGAUCUAGGAAGAUUACUAUAUGAGGCUGAUCUCUGUGCAAGGCCGAAAUGUCCAUUUAAAUGAAAAAAAAAAAACUGUCUUUCAAUUUUAUUUCUCACAUCAGAGUAAUUUACCAGGAAAUCAUAGUUUGUGCCUUUCCAAGUAAAAUGUUUGAAGCUCCAGUAAAUGUCCCGCAAUGAACUUUUA